This is a messenger RNA of Terrapene triunguis (Three-toed box turtle), 4908 nucleotides long. RefSeq names its product centromere protein P (gene CENPP). Bases 314 to 1192 code for a protein of 292 amino acids. The record is from RefSeq and is a predicted model, not a curated record. Gene Ontology annotation, biological process: CENP-A containing chromatin assembly. NCBI's taxonomy places the organism in Eukaryota, Metazoa, Chordata, Testudines, Emydidae. Gene Ontology annotation, cellular component: nucleus; chromosome, centromeric region. The transcript has 10 exons.
ACAAACAAAGGCCGGGGCUCGUUGCCCGGAGGCUCGAAGUUAGAGACGAGUCGGGCGUGUGACUGGCGCCCUGGCCGGCUGUGUGCGUGUGGCCUGGGAAAGGUGCCGUGCGCUGCUUCGGCGGCCCGGUGGUAUCGCCCGCAGCGCAGCGGGCGUUCGUUUGGGCGGGCGGUUCGAAGCGCCGGCUCCAGAGCGGAGGCCGCGCGGGUUCCGAGCUUACCGCGGCCUCAGGGGACGGGGCAGCAGGUGAGGCUGGGCUCGGCCCCCUGUGGUAUUGUCAUCACGCUCCUUGCCGUAACAUUGAAUCUGAGAAAUGGAGAGUGACAUUUAUCAAGUUUAUGAAGAUGAAAUUCAUUCUUUGGAAGAAGAAAUUGAACUGUUAACUCAAAAGUUUGAAAACAAACAAGAAUCUACAUUUUAUUCUGAUGAAGAGAUACAAAUAUCAAUAAAAUCACUCCAAGGAGAAUCUAAACAACAUGAAUCUCCACCAGAUCUGAAAGCUGAACUUGAUUGUUUAGAAUCUGACCUCUCUUUUUUAAUGAAAUUUACUGGCAUUUGGUUCACAAAUUACUCCAAGGAAACAGUGGAAAAAACUGGAAACAAAACUAUACAGAAGCACAGAUUAUCAGGAAAUUGCUAUUCACUGCCUUUUCAGAUGGAAUUUCAACUUCUAGAAAUACAGCCUGGAGUGCAAGUUAAUUGCCAGGAUUAUAGUAAUGAAAGCAUAUCUGCUGCUGUUACUGACCUCAGCAUUAUAAUGGAAUGUGGUGAAUAUUCGGAUUUAAGCAAGUUUGUGUCCAGUGCCGAAGAACGAGGAAACCUUUUGCUAUUUUUCAGAAGCCUUUCAUCCUUUGCUGAGUGGUGUGAACAUCGCAAAUGCACCUUCAAACAUUUCAAGGCCAAAUAUCCUGAUAUUGUAACACUUCCUGAAGGACCGUCUGGAGAUUACCUGGUUAUAAGGAGCCCUGAACUUUCUGGGUUUGAGUUAAUGAUUGUUUGGAAAAUAUACGUGGAUGAAGAAGGGAGAGUUACACCUGUCCUGGAUCUUCUGCCUAGAAUACCAGUGCAAGCCCUGCAGGAUAAGAAAGCAGCUGUUGAAAAUGGACCCCAGUGCUUCAGAAAUAUGCUCCUUUUGCUGGGGAUUGAGGCCUCCAUUGAAAGUCUGAUCAAAUCAGUUGGCAUGAAGAAAUGAAUACCACUUACAAAACUUAUAACUGGUAGAAAUUUGGAAAUUCUUUUAAUUAUGAUAUUGAGUUAUGCAGUCUAUAAUUUUAUUGAAUAUAAACAUUAAGUUAUUUUCCAUUUAAAAACCAUACCCAUAAAACAUGCUAUCUGUACAAUUAUGGCACGUUAUAUAUAAAUUGUCAUGACAUGAAAAAUAAAUACAGCAAUUUAAAUACAAAAAUGCCAAAUAAAAUAAUUACAGAGUGAAUUUCAUUAUAAAUUUAAAUUUCUGAAUUAAUGUACCAGAGUGGUUCUUCUGUCCUUAACAUUUUCUAGAACAGGUUACAGGAACAUGUGCUGUCAAAUUCAAGUCAAUAAAAAGUGGACGUUUCAUUUCACAGCUCUAUACAAAAAGUACAGUGAUUUUAAACAAAGAGAACAGUGACAUUGAAAGCAGAAUAAAGUUGUAUUUAAAUAUUCCUUCUACUCAAUUAAGAUAGAAGUACAGAAAUAAAUGAUCAAUACAGCCAAAUUUAAGUUUGUGAAGAAUAGUCGCAUGGUUAGAAAUCAAUUUUGUGAAUGCUAGUGAAACAGUACAGCUGCUGCUUUUUCUAUAAUGUCGAUGCAGAAUAGACAUUACUACUUUCACAAAGUGUUGCACUUUAAUUACUGUUUAUCAUGGUUUGGUUUCAAAGCACUGAAAGCUUGCACCAUCAUUGAGGAGUAUUGUCAACUUGAUACUUUACACAUUGCAAAUAAAUAUGAAGCAGUUUCAAGACAUUUCUUGCAACCUCAUUAUGCCCAUCAGUUAUUUUAGUAUUAGCUCACUUGUAAAUGUCUAGCAUUUCUCAAAGGGGGAAAACAGUCAAUUUUGCACUGGCGCUUUAAAAGUACUGUAAUAGCCAGCAAGUUUCCAUAUAGUUAAGUGACCUCCUCAUUUUACUUUUGGAGACCUUUAAACAUUGGGAAAGCGAUGGCAGGCAAGCUCAAAAUUAAUUGCUAAUACCUUAAAAAUGGUGUACUUGCAUAUAUGUUGGGAGUAAAUAUUUUUCUGGGCUCAGGGGCCAAAAAGGCUAUAAUUUAUGUAAACGGAGAACUCUCUUGCUAAGUAGUUUCAAUUAAGAGUUCUUCUGCAAACUCAAGUACAUGAUUCUGUAAGUAUGCAUACACAACUACGAUCUGGCGUACAUUUUGAUGGAGCAAGCAGUGUACACACAUUUACAUGCACACGUAAAGCAGAGUAAGGCUGGUAGAUCUUGGAUUAGACCUGCCUGUUUUAAAACAGUAAGCUUGUCAGUCAUUACCAGAAAAUAUCAAUCAUCUAUUUUGUCACUCAGUCUGUUCUGGCAAGGAAUAACUGAACUGAAGCACCAAUGUGGGUGGCUUGAUUCAGUCUUCCUACCCCCACAGAACGAGCAUGUGGUUGAGCAACAGAAGGCAUUAAAUGCUGCCAGACUGCAGUUUAUUUCAAAUUUCUUCUUAUUCAGACAUAGAAAAGGUUGUUUUGGGGUUCUGCUGCUAAGCAGGCAGAACUAACUAAUACUACUACAUCCAUUUCACUAUUUUUGUGUAAUCCUGAUUCUUUGUGCCAGCGAGUUUCCUCUUUAAAAUACAUAUGGCAGCAAACUACAGUUAGAUGCUUCCUGCAUGUACAUGGAAACUGAACUAUGGUGUGUACAUACACCAAGAGUGGAAAGUUACAGCAUAAACCUGACCACAGUAAGGUUUUUUUUCCUGCUGUAGGUAACUCAUCAUCAUUUUGACUAAAAAUGACCAGCCCCUUUGAAUGAAAUGUGACUUUUCUUUUAAUUCUCUGCUCAGAAGGUGAUAUUAUUACAACACUGCAGCUAGCCACACAGCAAACUGCAAUAAAUCAACAACUAGGUCAGACUGCUGUGGAUAUAACAAGUCUAAUCUAAAGAGCAAACAACUGCACCCCAGAAAGGCACAUUACUAACUGGUGGUAGGUUUAGUGGAUCAAAGUAACAUGGUUCACUUCUAAGUGUUAAGCAAUACUGCUGUAUAAAUAAAUUUUCAUUAAGACUAUCACCACUCUGGGCCCAACUGUCAAAUGGGCCAUGGUUUCACAGAAUUGUACAUUGGGUCCUGCCAAUGAACACGGCGCCAUUUUUUAUGAAAGCCAAUACUCUGAAGAAGUUCAAAUAAAAUGCAAUGAAACAAAGGGCAUUAGAUUCAAGCUCCCAAUAUAAAUCUACUGUACUACUUUAUAGGGAGAGGUAAGUCCUUGUUAAGACAACCUCCAUAUUUUGAAACUUAUUACCAUUACAUACCUACUGUAUACAGAUAGCAGCAUUUCAAGAUGGGCUUGAAUAACAUCUCCUUGUACAGUCUUAGGGUAUGAGAGCCCCAAAGAAAUGUAAAGAAAGCUUUUCAACAGCUAAGAGAACCUGUAGUUCAUUAUACCACAAUACCCACAUUUCUGAAUUCAUAGUUUCAUCCCACUGUUUUUGAUCUAGUUGAACCUGUUUCACUUUUAAACUUCACAAGCAUCAGGGAAUAGCACCUCAUCCACACAAAUCAUCUCCAGCUUGGCAGAAUGUGUUUAACUUGUUACCACACAAACUAAAGCCACUGCUAAAUGUUGGUACAAAGUUAACUGACACCCACCAUCAAGGAAAAGUCACAACCUACGAUUACAAUGAACUUUACAAGAUAAAGCAGAUACCAUCUGUCAACCCUUUUCUCAAGAAAAUGUCAUUGCAGUCACAGCCUGAUUCAAGAGCAGCCUUUGCUAGCUGCUGUUUAAUGCACAAAAAAGUUGAGAAGCAUCUGAUUUAAGUCCAAAAUCACAUGGACAAAAAUUGAGUAUACGAUUCCUAUAGCUAAAUUUGAAUUAGGAAAGAGCUAAUUUCUGAUUCACUAAUUUAGCAGGACUAGCUCAGUGUGGACCAUUGGAUCAAAGCCUGAUAUGUUCAACCAGCAAAUAAUUAAAAAUCAAGGCUGCUUCCCUAGUAAAAUCCCUAACCCUUACCCCUUAUUUUGUGAAUUUCUACUUACAUUUAUACAAAUCGUUACAGAAAGCUUUUUCAGACUGAUCACAACACUUUUGGAAGCAGAGUCUGGAGUUCUCAAUUUCACUCACUCUGCUUAAAAUAGAUUUGCACUAACAUGCGAGCUCUACCUAGCCAGCACCAAAGAGCAAUUAUACAAUUCAGUAGUGCGUUUUGUUUUUUAAACAUUAAAUUACAUGGGCAGCAAUUUAUUUUGAAUUAAGUUUAGUGCAUUUGUAAUGUGCUCAGUGCGGCUUAAUUUUAAAUUUGGUUUUAUUAAUGCAGGGAGUGGAGGGUUUGCUUUUGUUUUAAAAUAUUGAGUGUUAAAAUGCACAAGGUGCAAGGCCAUCCUGUAAUUCUCAUGUUAAUGAUCAGGCUUUCUGCAUUAGUGCAAUGUAUCUGGAAAUUCCUAACUCUGCACUGAAAAAUAAAUGAGAAUUAAUCCAGAAUAUUUCAUUCGGUGCUUCACAUAGUAGUCAUUCAAUUUUAAGAACAUGGACUUAAACCUCAAGUUGAUUUGUCAUGUUGUUGCAGGGUAUGGCACACAUCUGUUCUGUAAUAUUGAAUACAUUCCUUCAGAUUAAGUUUAUAUAUUGGAAGGUGUUUUUUUAGUACUAUGCCAUGUCUUUGAAAGGCAUACCCAUUAAAAUAUAUUUCUUAAAGCAAAAACAUUCACAGCUGAAAAAUGCACUGAACAUAAUAGAAAAUCAAUGUAAGUACAUUUCAUUAACCC